This is a messenger RNA of Micropterus dolomieu (smallmouth bass), 807 nucleotides long. RefSeq lists its product as uncharacterized. The annotation marks the transcript as partial. NCBI's taxonomy places the organism in Eukaryota, Metazoa, Chordata, Actinopteri, Centrarchiformes, Centrarchidae. The transcript has 2 exons. The record is from RefSeq and is a predicted model, not a curated record.
CUGGACAGGAUGGUGUCUGGAGUGAUGGAGCGGUACCGCCAGGCAUGUGUCCCCCCGCCUGUGCUGCUGUAUGUGGACUGUGGCUGCUGCGUGAGCGAGGGGGAGAGCAAGCUGCAGACCAGGUUUGCACAGUGGCCAGACAUCCACAUAAGACUGGACAUCUGGCAUUUCAUGAGGAGGCUGGCUGUCGGUUGCACCACCGAUGCUCAUCCCCUCUACCCCACCUUCAUGGGCUGCCUGUCUGCAUGUAUCUUUGAGUGGGAUGCAGGGGACCUCAGUCUGUUGCGGCAGGCUAAGAGAGAGCAGCUCAGACAGGAGGGUGUGCCAGCGCUUACUGAUAUCCUGGUGGACAGGAGAAUCACUAAGAAGGAGCUGAGCCAGUACUGCAGAAGGAGGACGCGCGGGGAGAAGGGGACCAUCAGCCUCAUCGAGCAGCUGCUGCAAACACUGGAGGGUCCAAAAGGGAGAGACCUCAUGGGGGUGCCGCUGCUGGAACAGGUGCGCAUGGAGCACAUCUGGCGGGUGCAGAAACGGCACGUCAAGUGCAUCCAGGACGUGCCAGGUGUGCAGCUGUACACAGUGACAGGCACCACCACCACCAAAGGCGGCGUUGUCCUGACCAGGUACCGCUGUGCCAGAGGGUCCACGUCCCUGGAGUCGUUUCACUGCCACCUCAACAGGUUCAUUCCAGGAACCAGUGCAAACGCACUGAACUUCCAGUUGUACCUGCUGGAAGGCCUCAACAGGUGGAACCAGGAUCGAGGGACUGCAGCAGUGACCAGCAAGCCCUCAUCUCUCCUCACCUAC